AUAGGUCAGUUACUGAUAGGUCAGUAACCCAUUUGCUGUACAAUAAAACAAUAUAAUUUGUGCAAAAUGUAGUUAUGGGUUUUUGUAGUUGGUAUCUGUCUUCCUAGAUAUUAAAUUGAUCAGAAAUGUGCUUGUGUUUAUUACUAACUGGCUGGCCUCUGAACAAUUGUCCAGAAUUCCUCUGCUCAACACACACACAAGAUUAGCGUUAUUCCAUGCCGACAGAGGGCAUCCAAAUUCCUUGUGUCCAGUCUUGAUUCAAACAGAUGUUUAUUUGUAGCCUUGGUAGCUAAACUAACAAGAUCAAGUCAUUAAAUCGAGGUCCAUAAUGUUGAUGAAUUCGAGAGACUGUUGACUGAAAAUAAGAAAGAGCGGGACAAGGAGAAUCGGCACCGUCGGCGCACACUGUCCCGCAGUCGCAGCCGAGAGAGGAAGAAGAGGAGCUGGGAAAGGAGGAAGAGUAGGGCAAGCCGCAGCGACAGCAAGGACCAUCAACACAGGCGCAGGUGGAUACCGCUGUUCAAGUAUUUGAAAUGAGAUCCAUUCCCAUUUUGUGCGAAUAGUUGUCAGCUUUGUGGACCAUUGGCUUGUUUCAAAUUUUUCUUUCCCCACCUUUAUGCAACAGUAAACGGAAUACCCAUGUUUUAACUGUCAUUUCAGCACACAGACUCAAAAACAAUCCCAAGAGACUGUCGUGAGCUACAGCAAUACAGCGGACAGUGACUUGCAUGACACCUUCAAAGUAUAACUGCUAAUAAUGAGUCAGCUGUCCAUAUGUUGGUUAAGUACUGUACUUGGUGGUUGUGAGUACUAACGUUAGAAUUGCUUCUUAAUACAAUUUCAAGGUAAGGGGUGAAGACUUGGAUCUGUAGCUGUCUUAGAGGCUUGCUUUGAAGUCCGUGCUUAUAUUUUGGUCGAUAUCUGAUGUCUAAUUCAUAUAAAAAUGUGACCAUGUAGAUUCCAGGAAGAUAGAGUUCUGAAAGGAAUGUGUUAUAACUAUCCAUCCAAAAUGUAUACAUUUUUAAUAUCCCUUUGAUUCCCAUACUUUUGUGCUAUUCGUUGUCCUCUCUCCACACAGUCUCUGCAUUGCAAGGCUAUAUGUCCAUCUCUCCUGUCCUGUCCCCUACUGUUUCUCUCCUGCAGUCGCUCUCCAGCUCUGCACAGAGAGAAGAAGAAAGUGAGGAAGUACUGGGAUGUUCCGGCACCAGGCUUCGAGCAUAUCACCCCCCCUGCAGUACAACGCUUUGCAGGGCCAUUGCAGGGUUGAAUGGGAUGCAGCUGGGGGACAAGAAGCUCCUGGUCCAGAGAGCCAGUGUUGGGGCCAAGAACAUAGCGCUGACAGGUAAGAACCAGACCCUGGUGACCCUCCAAGUGCCAGGCCUGAUGCCCACCUCCAUGGCCUUGCUGGGUGGCCUGCCCACUGAGGUGCUCUGCCUGAUGAACAUGGUGGUUUUGGAGGAGCUGCUGGAUGACGAGGAGUACGAGGAGAUCGCGGAGGACGUCCGCGGUGAGUGCAGCAAGUACGGCCAGGUGAAGAGCAUCGAGAUCCCCCGACCUGUGGAUGGACUUGAGGUCCCAGGCACUGGGAAGAUCUUUGUGGAGUUCAUGACCCUGUUUGACUCCCAGAAGGCCAUGCAGGCGCUGACAGGCAGGAAGUUUGCCAACAGGAUGGUGGUGACCAAGUACUGUGACCCAGACGCCUACCACCGCCGAGACUUCUGGUAGACCUGAGAACCAGAGAGAGGGAGAGAAGCAGAGUUUCAUGUUAUUUAUGUAACGAUAUGAAUAUUUAUGAGCAUCACAACACUCAACUUUUUGCACUUUUUUAAAGAGGAGGCGUAGAAAGUUCAUUUAAGGCCACUUAUCACUGAAAUCAGCAGAAUUGGUUGAAGUAUUACUUUUGUCCUCGUCGCUUAUGAUUUCAUUCAAUGAAUCAAGUUCAAUCAUGAUUUUAACCAUUUAUUUUGUCCAUGCCUGAGCCUCAGGUACCAGUUGUUUAUUGUUACACCAAAUGACCAACAGUAUGUGAACACCUGCUCAUCGAACAUCUCAUUCCAAAAUCAUGGGCAUUAAUAUGGAGUUGUUCCCCCCUUUGCUGCAAUAACAACCACCACUGUUCUGGGAAGGCUUUCCACUAUUUGUUGGAACAUUGCUGCGGGGACUUGUCCAAGAGCAUUAGUGAGGUCAAGGCACUGAUGUUGGGCGAUUAGGCCUGGCUCGCACUUGGCGUUUCAAUUAAUCUCAAAGGUGUUCAAUGAGGUUGAUGUCAGGGCUCUGUGUAAGCCAGUCAAGUUGUUCCACACCGAUCUCGACAAACCAUUUCUGUAUGGACCUUGCUUUGUGCAUAGAGGCAUUGUCAUGCUGAAACAGAAAAAGGCCUUCUCAA
Molecule: messenger RNA, 2386 nt
Organism: Oncorhynchus mykiss (rainbow trout)
Lineage: Eukaryota; Metazoa; Chordata; Actinopteri; Salmoniformes; Salmonidae
Source: RefSeq, a predicted model, not a curated record